Messenger RNA from Chara braunii, 5273 nucleotides. NCBI's taxonomy places the organism in Eukaryota, Viridiplantae, Streptophyta, Charophyceae, Charales, Characeae. The record is from the annotation of a GenBank genome assembly.
CCAGUGUAUCUCUGUCUCCUCCCGUCUUCCCUCCUCUUUUGCUAGCUCCCUUCAUACGGUGAAUGAGUGGCAGUGGUGCCGGUUUUUGGCGUCUGGGUGUCAUGCAAGGCUGGACUCAACCUAUACACGUGUGUAGCUGUUAUUAGUAUAGGACUCCCGGGUGUGUUUUGGUUUGCAUGGGGGCAGCAGGAGCAGGUGAUGGCAGUGCUGCCGGUGAGCUUGAAGUCUGAGGUAGUGGUGAAUCCAAUGGGAAACUCUGGCACAAGUUGCAGGUUCCAAGCCUGCCGGCUUGUGUUUGCUUUCGUGCUAGGCUUGUGUGCUGUAGCUGUGCAUGCUGGAAGUGAGAAACUUCCAACUUCACUGUCAGCACUUGGUGCUCGAGAGGAUGGAUCGAAGUGGCAGAGUGGUGGUGGGCCGGAGGACCCAUACACGACAAUCCAUAGAAAGAGCUACUGUGCAAUGCAUGAUAUUUGUGGUAAGGGCAGUGAUGGGCGGUCUAUGAACUGUCCAAAGAACGUCCCAGCAGUUUUGCCAAGUGAAUCUCUGUCACACAAAAUUCAAAGUCUGUGUCCUCUUUUGACUGGACCUGUGUGCUGCACAGAAAAGCAAUUUGACAUUCUCAAAGCACAGGUGCAACAGGCUGUCACAUUCUUGGCGGGUUGCCCAGCAUGCCUGCGGAAUUUCUUGAACUUCUACUGUGCAGUGUCUUGCUCCCCCGAUCAGAGCCUUUUUAUCAACGUCACUGAAGUUGAAGAUGAUCCGGAAACGAAUGUUUCAUAUGUUGAAGCCAUUGACCUCUUUGUAGCAGAAAAGUCAUCCAUCCGCUUCUACGACUCAUGUGCGGAUGUCAAGUUUGCUGCCAUGAACACCCGGGCAUUGGAUUUUGUCGGUGGAGGAGCAACAGACUACCGCGAAUGGUUUGCAUUCAUGGGGAAGAAGGCCCCACCUUAUGAACCUGGCUCACCGUUUACAAUCAAUUUCCCGAAAUCCUUACCGAGGAAGUCAACCAUGCAGCCAUUGGGAAUUGAAAUGGUUCCCUGCAAUGAUUCUUUGCUGGAAUGCUCAUGCGGUGACUGUCCGACGGCACAGGACUGUGCUCCGCCCCUCCCUCCUAUUCCCAGGAAAGCUGGUGGUUGUAGUUUGGCCCUCGGAGGAAUGAAUGUGGCCUGCCUUGACCUGGCGUUUGGAGUUUUGUAUGUCGUAUACCUGGUUGCUGUGGCUGUUGGUUGGGCUUGGAUCAAGAAAAGUGAACCUGAUGUGCUGCUGGGUGGUGAAGGACUCUCUGAGCACCUGUUGGAUGACGAUGAUAAUACUGAGGUGAAGGAUGAAAUUUUCCCUGCUGGCGAUGCGGAAAACGAGUCCUUGAGCAGUCAAGUACCUGCAGGAGAGGCCAUCCUGAGAUGGCUUGGUGUGUGGUAUAGGCACCAAGGUAUCUGGAUAGCUAGGCAUCCUGUUGGAGUCAUUCUGUGCACCUCGGCAAUAUUCUUUUUCAUGAUGUUGGGGAUGCUCAGGUUUGAGGUUGAGACUGCCCCUGAGAAGUUGUGGGUGAGUCCUGGGAGUCGGGCAGCUGUGGAGAGGGCGUUUUUUGAUCAUCACCUAGGUCCAUUCUACCGUAUCGAACAGCUCCUGGUUGCGACGAUGCCGACAGGAAACGAAACACACGCACCGUCCAUUGUUAGGGAUGAGAACAUCAGGCUUUUAUUUGAAAUGCAAAAGAAGGUCGAUGAACUUACUGUGAAUGUGUCGGGGAGGCAGGUCUCUUUGCGCGACAUCUGCUUCAGGCCUAUGGGGUCAGAAUGUGCCACACAGAGUGUGCUGCAGUACUGGAAGAUGAAUAAGGAGAGGCUUGACGACCUGGGAGGUGUGGAACAUCUGGAGUUCUGUACUCAGCAUUACACUUCUUCUAUUGACUGUUUGAGUGCAUUCCAGGCACCAAUGGAUCCUAAUGUUGUGCUUGGAGGGUUCAGAGGCAAAAAUUUCACUGACGCAGUUGCAUUUGUCAUCACUUAUCCUGUUGACAACGAUGCAAACAAGUCUGAUUCUCGUUAUUCAGAUGCCUUGGCUUGGGAAGCUGCUUUUGUAGAUCUUGCAAAGAAUGAGCUGACCGCCAUGGUAAACAAGAAGGGCCUUACCUUUGCCUUUUCAACUGAGAGCUCAGUGGAGGCAGAGCUGAAAAGGGAAAGUAGUGCUGACGUGCUUACCAUUGUUGUCAGCUAUCUUGUCAUGUUUGUUUAUGUUUCGUUGACUCUUGGCAGUGUUUCUAAGUCCUUGCCUCUUGUUGUAACAUCGAAGGCCAUGUUGGGGCUCAGUGGUGUGCUUAUUGUCAUAGUGUCGGUUUUGAGUGCUAUAGGGUUGUGUAGUGCAUUGGGUGUGAAAUCUACGCUUAUCAUUGUCGAGGUCAUUCCGUUUCUUGUCCUUGCCGUCGGUGUUGAUAACAUGUGCAUCUUGGUGCACACCAUGAAGCGGCAGGGACAGUCCUUACCAGUGGAUCUUCGUGCCGGGAAUGCUCUAGCGGAGGCAGGCCCAUCAAUCACCCUUGCAAGUAUGGCGGAGACAAUUGCAUUUCUUGUUGGUGUUCUGACACCAAUGCCUGCCUGCAGAGUGUUCUCGUUGUUUGCUGCACUUGCAGUCUUCCUCGAUUACAUUCUGCAGAUGACGGUGUUUGUGGCGCUGAUGUCACUGGACUUUCGGAGGGAAGAAAUGUUCCGUGUUGAUUGUGUCCCAUGUAUGACUGUAAGAAAUCUGAAAAAGAAUGAUGGAGAAGAGGCAGAGGAUGAUUUCAAUCCUGGGGUUGGACACUCGGAACCCAGCCUUCUGAAUCGCUACAUGGCAAAUGUGCAUGCCCCGAUUUUGAGUAAAGAGCCUGUGAAAGCUGUUGUGAUGGCAGUCUUUGGUGGGCUGUUUUUCAUUAGCUUGGGGUUAAGCUCGAGGCUUCAACCUGGGCUGGAACAGCAGAUUGCACUGCCAAAGGACUCCUAUCUACAAGGCUAUUUUGCAAACAUUUCAGAUCACUUGGAAGUUGGUCCGCCAAUGUAUCUUGUAGUUAAGGACUUGAACUACACCAUGGAGAGUGGGCAGAUUAACCAGAUAUGCUCAAUCGGUGGAUGCAACCCAAACUCGCUUGUGAACCAGGUGGCAAGAGCUGCAAGGACUCCACAAUCAACGCUCAUAGCAAGGCCUUCUGACUCAUGGGUUGAUGAUUUCUUGUCCUGGAUCUCGCCAAAUGCGUUUGGCUGCUGCCGCGAGUUUCCGGAUCAGUCCUACUGCCCUCCUGAUGACCAGCCACCUUGCUGUCCGAAGGAUGCAUUUGAUUGCAGUGAGAUAAAGUCAUGCCUGAACUGCACAACAUGCCUCUUCCCCAAGGAUCUUGUGAAUGGACGCCCAACAACGGGUGCAUUCCGCUUGAAGCUGCCAUGGUUUUUGUCGGCGAACCCAUCAGCAGACUGUGCAAAGGCUGGCCAUGGAGUAUACAGCCGUAGCCUAGACCUGACAGGGUUCCCUGACAGUGGGCUGAUCAAGGCGUCCGAGUUUCGAACCUAUCACACGCCCCUGAGGAGUCAGGCAGACUUCAUUGCCGCAGUCCGGAUGGGAAGGGAGUUUGCAGACCAGGUGUCAAAGUCUAUCAACAUUCCAGUGUUUGCUUAUUCCGUGUUCUACAUCUUCUUUGAGCAGUACCUGUCGAUCAUGGGCACGGCGUCGUUUGCUCUUUCUCUCGCAUCUGCUGCUGUGUUCUUUGUGUCAUGGUUGCUGAUUGGCAGUUUGCACAUGGCUGCCAUCAUACUGGGAGUCCUUGUGAUGAUAAUGGUGGAUCUCAUGGGAGUUAUGGCUCUCUGGGGUAUUCAGCUGAAUGCGGUCUCUGUUGUAAAUCUUGUCAUGGCCCUCGGGAUUGGAGUGGAAUUCUGUGCACAUGUUGCACAAGCCUUCAUGGCAAGCCAAGGGACUGCGGAGCAAAGAGCAAGAAAGGCCUUGGUUACCAUGGGGGCGUCUGUGUUCAGCGGCAUAACUCUGACAAAGUUUGCAGGUGUGCUGGUGUUAUACUUUGCUCGAUCCGAGAUAUUUGUGGUGUAUUAUUUCCGUAUGUACAUGGCUCUAGUCGUCCUCGGUGCACUGCAUGGCCUGUGUUUCCUUCCGGUUGUUCUUAGCAUCUUUGGCCCUCAGCCCCACUUCUCGUCACUACAUGUCCAGAAAAUUUGGGCUAUGGGCUAGUUGCAGAUGUGGGGCCAUGUCAGUGCUUUGUUUACCUUUUCUCUUCCAUUGAUGACCAGGCAUAACCUGAAUGAUAGGGUUGACACUCCAAAGGUCAUUUUCUUGUAUAUUUGUGCUGUAGAUAAAUUGCGUUCAUGCGUAGCUUGGUGGAUGCUGAGGGGUGUAAGUUUGUCUGUUGGGCCAUGGUAAGUGUGACGAUGGCCAGAAUUUAGAAGGUUUUACUUGGCUUAUGUGCUGCUAUGUUCAAGGAAAAUAACGUACUGGGAAGUUGACGUGGAUGCGUGAUCAAUCAAGUCACGUUCAAUUUAACGGUCAGGGUCUUGCAUCUUUAGUUGUGUACGUCUCAAUCACUGUGUCGUCAGUACUGAAUUUUAUUUCAGCUUUCCGUAGCUGAGCUGGAUGCCUGACACUUGUUAAGUUUGAUGAGCCUGAGCGGCAGUGAUGUGUCAUCUCUCUUUCUUUCCACGCUCACUCCAGGCUCUUUAAGUUGUGUCUGUCUCAAUGGCUCUGAACUCGGUACUUGCUUUAUGUGUCUACUUUCCACAGCUGAGCUGGAUGCCUGACACUGCUUAACGCCUGGUGACCCGGAGUGGCAGUGAUGUGUCAUCUCUCUUUCCGUCCACAGUCUCUUACCCACACAUGUUUGUGUGCUGUCCAUCACCAGUGUUUCUGGCUUUCAUGCUGCUUUGGUGAUAUUGUUCUUUGGAGGGUAGACUGUCCUUGCUGGGUGGAGUAUCUGUUUCUUAUCCUUGAUGUGGUACCCAACUGGUCUGCUUUGGGUGUACAUCCCUUGCCAUGGGACGCAUCCAGGAGUGCACCGAGAUCAGCACUGCCCCCUAACAGCAGUGCCAGACUUUACUUUGUUUGGGUGUCCUUCUAGCCAGUUGCUGCGCUCCUUCCUCAGAGUCUUCCUCACUGUGCUGUAUUCACCCUCUCAUCGGACCUCUCUCCCUCCCCCUUUCUUGGCCUGUAGCAUUGAUAGACCGAUGUAAGCUGUGUUUCGUUUCACACCCAUUUGUUCUGAUCCUCCAUGUAUGUUUCUCUUCUUACUGAGCGUGCUUGAGAGU